Penicillium bovifimosum is the source of this 927-nucleotide messenger RNA. RefSeq lists its product as uncharacterized. The coding region runs from base 1 to 927 and encodes 308 amino acids. The record is from RefSeq and is a predicted model, not a curated record. Lineage: Eukaryota; Fungi; Ascomycota; Eurotiomycetes; Eurotiales; Aspergillaceae. The transcript has 3 exons.
AUGGCUAGCUAUUCAAGCUAUUCGAACCCGGAGUCGCUCACCGAGCUCUCAACCAUAAUAGAGCGGACACUCAUUGAUACGGGUCGUUUGUUCCGGAAAUCUGGCUCGAUGCCAUCGAGAACUCACCUGCAGCGAUCCCUUCCUUUGUAUCAUGACAGUUUCCAAAAUGCCCUGGAUAACCUAUCAGAGCAAAUUUUCAUUGCAAAAGCCUUCCUAGAAAGGGAUUAUGAGGCUCUUAAGGCUACUAGCGCCACACCGCAGCCCGUCAAAGAUGCGGAAAUGAGCGGUGUGAGCCAUCCGGUCAAACUAGAAAACCAGCCGACCCCGGCGGAACCUGUCCAGAUGGACACAGAGCUGGACCCCGUGCCGAAAUCGGAAGAGGCUGUGCCUGCGAGUCUACCAACUCCCACACAGGUCAAACCCGAAGCUAAAUCGGGUGAGGAUGUAGAAGUCAAAAACGUAUCCAACAACAAUGCUGCCCCCGAUCAGUCAUUCCCGGGGACUCAUGAAGAUCUCACAUUUGAUUCAGUCCUCAACGACGCUGGCGGAACAAAUGACUUUGGCCUCAGUUUGGACUUCAACGACGAUGAUAUGGGCAAUCAAGCUUUCCUAUCAGGGUCGAAUUUUACCGCUGCUGGCACUUCUGGAGGUGCCGACAAGCCGAACACGGCCCAGCCGACGACAAACACGGCGGUUCCUGCUGGGGGUGAUGCAUUCGACAUGGAGUUAGGAAAGGCAGAAGGGGAUGAUGGGACUUUCCCGGGACAGAGUACCCAGGGGGAAGACUUUAUGGGCCCUGCCGAAUCCAAUUUCGACGACUUAUUCAUGGAUACUGAUAAUUUUGGGGAGAAUGGCGGGGACUUCAAUCAGCUGGAGGGAGAUACCUUGAUGAACGUGAACGAGCUGGAUGAUAAUUGGUUCAACUGA